CCUUCCCUCUCCCCGCGUUAUGCCCUCCCGUCUCCGUCUCUGUCUGUAUCCGUGAGUGGCAAGUUGCCUUGAUGGUGGAUAGCGCCUCACCAAAGAAUUUCUUGAGUGCCGAGAAUAUUUUCUCGACGGCUCAGGUCUCAGACCGGGCAUGUAAACAUGCACUUAAGGUCCACCUAUCGUUAACGCACUAGAAAUGUGUUUCAUUAGUUGUGGACUAGAAGAAAGAUGACAAAUUUCAAGAAUACGACACGUAGAAAAGUGGUUUUAGCUGUUGUAGUUAUAUUUCAAGUUUUAUGCCUUUCACAAUGUGAAGAAAAAGAAGUGUAUAGAGGAAAAUUUUUAGGAAAAAUAAAUUCGUACCAUCACCAAGUAUCUGGAGAUGUGUAUGCAGUUGAUGAGUACACAUUUUUGUUGACUGAAUUUAAUUAUGAUGGAAAUGGAGCUGAUACAUUUUUCUGGGCUGGUGCAUCUAAUCGCCCAGGACCGCAAGGAUUUAUUGUACCAGAUGAAUAUGGAAAGACAAAUAUUUUGGCACGGUACUUCAACAAAGACUUCACUAUUACUUUACCAGAUGGAAAGAAGAUCACAGAAAUAAAAUGGUUUGCCAUUUAUGAUCUUACAAGUCAGAAUGCUUUUGGUGACUUAUACAUCCCUGAGGACUUUGAACCACCAACAGUUCAAAAAAUUUCUCAGCUAAGUAAACGAUCCCAUGAUGUUGGAUCAGAGUCCAUUGAAAUUAUAGAUGCAAAGACCUUCCGAAUACCUGAGCUGAACUAUAACGGAGCUGGCAAAGAUACUUACUUUUAUGUUGGUGUUGGACCACAACCAUCAUCAAAAGGAACAAAAGUACCAGAUGAAUAUGGCUAUUUGGACCCCAUUCGGGCAUAUAAGAGAGAAACUGUCACUUUGGAACUGCCUGGUGAUUUAACAAUAUUUGAUAUUGACUGGCUGAGUAUAUAUGAUGUGGAAUCAAAAGAAAAUUAUGGUUCAGUAAUAGUGCCUGACGGGUUGAAUGUACCCCCUUCACUAGUCAAAAUAAUUCCCCGAAAAAAAGCUCUUCCAAAUUGUUACCAGUUGCAUAAAGAUUUACAAGUUGGCUGGGAUGUUUUUGGGCCACAAAUUACUAUUGAACUAGCAGGGCAAAUAGACGAUGACGCUUACAUGUCAUUUGGUCUCAGUGGUGCAGUGGAUCGCAGUCAGAUGAUGGGUGCUGAUAUUGCUGUUGCUUAUAUGGAUGGUUUUCGAGGAUAUGCAACAGAUUAUAAUGUUACAGCCUUAUCUCCUUGUAUAAAAGUUCUUGGCCAACACAAGGGUGUUUGCCGAGACGACUUGAUAGGAGGCUUGGACGACAAUCAGCUUCACACAGCUGAAAGGGUAGAUGGUGUGACCUACAUCACAUACAGACGUAUGCUAAUGUCAGCUGAUAAAAAUGAUAGAGAGUUUCCAACUGAAGGGGGUGUUUACGUUGUCUGGGCCUUAGGUCAUCUGGAUCACAACAAGGAACCCACAUUUCAUGAUUUCUAUGCACGUGGAAAUGUAAGGCUUGAAUUAUCACGAAAAGACAACUAUGACAACUGCUUUGCAUUUACAAAACCUUUGGAAAAAAUAAGAGAGCCUUGGGAACCAAAUCUCAUCCUAGACCGCACAACCCGCACAUUCACUGCAACCCUUGGCCCAUCAGGAGGAAAACGUGGAUAUCAAGGCCAAACAGGUAUGACAUCCAUGGGACUAUCCUGGUAUAUCAAUGGCAUGCUUAUACCAGAACUUUGGAUGCGACGAGGCUUGACUUAUGCUUUUCGGGUACGUGGUGGUAAUAAUCCUCAUAGUGCAGAAACAUAUCAUCCUCUUAUAAUCACUGAUGAACCCCAUGGAGGUUUUGAUCGCCUCAGUGAUGCUGCGCAAAGAGAAGUUAGAGUUUUGGCAGGUGUUGAAUUUCUGCGGCGUGGACAACCUCGACCACUUGCUGCUGGUCCGCUUUGUCUCAGCCGGCAUAAGAGCAAAGACCGCCGACUUGAUGAUGACUUCCCGACUUUCAAGAAAUUCAACCGUAGCUUGGAAUUUACAUGUGAACCUGGUGACCCUGCUGUUCUUGAAGUGACACCUAAUACCUCAUGGCCAGACAUUGUUUACUACAAUAGCUUCACUCAUAACAAUAUGGGUUGGAAAAUUCAUAUUGUAGACAAUUUUGCUCGUGGCUCAGCUUUUACCAGCUUACCAUCAAGAUUCCUACUAUUGACAAGUAUUGUAAGCCUAGGAUCACACUUUAUCUGACUCUAGUAAAAAGAAAUAUAAUAAAUGAGCUGAGAUGAACAACUAAUAA
Messenger RNA from Frankliniella occidentalis (western flower thrips), 2320 nucleotides. It is a transcript of the gene knk, whose product is annotated as protein Skeletor, isoforms B/C. The transcript has 14 exons. NCBI's taxonomy places the organism in Eukaryota, Metazoa, Arthropoda, Insecta, Thysanoptera, Thripidae. Bases 226 to 2271 code for a protein of 681 amino acids. The record is from RefSeq and is a predicted model, not a curated record.